AUGGCAUCUCCUGCGCCUAGGACGCCCACCACUUUAGCCCUGCCGACUUCACCAACCGCAUCAUCGCCUCGGUCUCGUGAAACAUCACCUUCAAAGAUUCCGGUCCGAGUUAAUUCCACAAAAGUGGCCGUGCCAGAGCUUAAAGCUGCCCUAGAAAGGGCAGUAAGAGCAAGAGGAACCCAUUAUUCGAAUAUUCUGGCGUUUUCUGUGUACUGGGAUGAUGACAAUACCCUCGCUAAGGAAGACAAUCAAACAUUUAUUGCCAUGAUGCGUGAUAUAUUCGACGUUCCCUGCGAAACCUUUGUGCUUCAAAGCAAAAGCCCGAUUCCUGCAUGGGACCUGAACCUGCAGCUCAUCCAAGGGAUCAAAGCGAAGAUCAAGAACCAGAAACCAUCUCUCCUCGUAUUUUCCUAUAUCGGUCAUGGGGUGAUUAAUAAUCUGGACGGGCUGUCUUUCUCUAGCCGGAAAGGCAACAAGCUAGUUUCAUGGAGCACAGUGCAAAGUGAAUUGACCCCUCAUGGUUUGCCUAUGGAUCUUUUCGCUAUCCUCGAUUGCUGUCAUUCCGGAAAUGCAAGCACUAGCUCUCCAAAUUCUACACAUGUGUUAGCUGCUUGUGGCGCGCCCCUAUGGGCAAGAUCGCGCACGUCCGGUAUAUCCUUCACACAAAGAGUUGCACGAGCAAUCCGACACAUUUUCAAUUCAGGCAAAGUGUCUAUUUCGACCGAGGAGAUCUUUCACGCAGUGCAGAAGGAGACUCCAGCUGGUGCCUAUAUGCCUCGAUUCUCGAGUCAUAGUGGAGUAAAGCCGAUCAUUUUGCCGUUCAAAGUCGCAGCUACUUCUGGUUCUGGAAUUUCUUCUUCGGGAGCGUCAUCAUCUGGCCGUAAGUCGAGUCCAAUGCCUUCUUUGCCUUCAAGAACACCGCCACUAACCCCCCACAAUCGAGAAACACAAGUGCUCGUCAUGCUCAUACUCGAAGGAAAAGCUACGGAAGUCGUACGGGAGUUUCAAAAUGUGAUCGAAACAAUGCCAGGCAAGUUUCAAAUAAAGAUAACUGAAGCGUUUGAGACCAACGCAUCAGCCGGCGUGUUUGUCCGAAUGACAUGGGAAGCAUUUGCCCGCUUGCUGUCAACUGUCAACAUGGAGCCGCUGCUUCCUAUUGUUGGGCCCUCGCUUGUUAGCGCCCAACUUCGUGAGGUUCCCACUAUUCCCGCAGGAGAGAACCUGCCAUUUAGGGAGAGAGCUCAGCGCAAAGAAUGA
Molecule: messenger RNA, 1257 nt
Organism: Penicillium egyptiacum
Lineage: Eukaryota; Fungi; Ascomycota; Eurotiomycetes; Eurotiales; Aspergillaceae
Source: the annotation of a GenBank genome assembly